Messenger RNA from Lactuca virosa, 1500 nucleotides. NCBI's taxonomy places the organism in Eukaryota, Viridiplantae, Streptophyta, Magnoliopsida, Asterales, Asteraceae. The record is from the annotation of a GenBank genome assembly.
GAGAUUCUUCCAUUGGACAAAAGCAUAUGUCUUAUGUGAAAGGGAGACUUUUUUAGUCAAAAACCCAAAUAUCAUUUCUUUUUACAAACAGCCUACAUCUCUCAACUCCGUUUAUGUCCCCACCGGAUCUUCCUCCUAUCUCUAUCACUGCCACCAUUACUGUACAUACCAGUUACCUCACCAUUAAACCCAGUGGACAGUCCGCAGUAGUCAUUGCUUUUCCCGAAUAAAAUCAAUACCCCACAACACAGGGAGCAGUCCUUCUUCAACAGAUCCCCAUCUCACUUCGCUUUCAAAUUCUUCUCCAUGAAUCAUUACUCAAGAAAUCACAUUCCUGCCUUCGGUAGUUGGGAUUUCAACGACGAUUUUCAAUUCACACAAUGCUUCGAAUCCGCCAGACAAGCCGGUUUGAUCCGUUGUAGCUACUCCGGAGAUCGCGAUCUCUACGUAGCCGGUGAUUUAUACGAGAAUAACAUCGUCACUCCCGCCAUUAUUGUCGCUCCUCGCAGGAGAGUAACUAGGUACCCAAAGGAAGCGAAAAAUGCGUACGACAGUGAUAAGAAGGAACCACCGAGCCCUGUGAGUGUAGCAACACCGACCGGAGCAUGGAGCAGGCGAGUGAAACCGAAGGCUGUGGAUGAGGACUUGUACAAGAUCUCGCCGGAGCUCCUCCGUCUGAAGCCCAGAAGGAAGAGGUGGGGAUUGUUUUCUACGUGCAUGUCUUGCAUAAUAAGAAUUCCAUCGAAUGAAACUACAAAAUUUCAUCAAGUAGACGAACUUAUUGGUGGAAUUUCAUUUAUCGGCCCAAAAAUUGUGUUGGUAUGGGCUUCUCAAUUAGUAUUUCCUGCUCAUUGGCCCACAUUCUACAAAACCCAGAUUCAUACAUGGUGGGAAGAAACGGCGUCGAGUGAUACCUCGCAUCCAGUCCUCCAGUCUUCCAGUUCAUUCCUUAUUCCGGCAUACAAAGUUGCAAUGAGCACAGAGGAGUUGUCCAAGAAAAAUUCCCGCCCUGAGUUAGUGAAGUUGAAUUCAGCUUUUAAACUGGCCGAAAAAUGGGUUAGUAACAUGACUAGAACUACAGACAAAAAAUCAACUCGAGUUGUCUUAGAGGCUCGACCUCCCGGGCUUGGAAUUGGUGCUGUGGUUCCCCGCCAACAGAAAGUUGGAUUGUCAAAUGAUCCUGUUGAAAGAAAAUUACAUUCACAAUUAGACGCACAAAAGCGGAAAUUUGCAAAAAUGGCUGAGGAAUCUCAACCUGCAAAUAAAGAUGAUGAGAGUAGUGAUGAAGAUGAUGAACCUCAAAGCAGAACUCAAGCAUUUGUUAAAAAGAAAAUGACGAUUUUGCCCUCGUCAAGUCAAAAAAAACUAGUAAAUAAAAUAGUAGAAAUGGUAUUAGGCAAUGAAUACUAUUUUGUUUGGGAGGAGAAUGUACAAUGCAUGACUAAAGCUGGAAUCAAAGCGAUAAGGUGCAGUCAGAGUCGUUCAAAGAAAAAAGUGUAG